AUGUCCCGCAGCGAUUUGGCUUUUGGCAGAGCGGGGGCUCGGGUCCAUCCGCCGCCAGGAGUGGGCCUCGGCCCGGGGGCCGUGGGAAAGAUGGCAGAUGGGAUGCUGCGCUCCCCGACCUUCUUGGUCGGGGCAGAAAGGCAGAGAAAGAACUUGGAUGAGUUCAAGCGCCGUGAGCAACAGCUAGCAGAGGCAUACCACAAGAACAAGCCCCUGUGCUUCAACGCCUGCUCCUACCAGAAGACGCAUCCUGUGAAAGCUCAGAAGGGGCACAAGGAUGCAGAUGCCUGCUUGACAGUGCCCCUCGUGCUCGGAGUGGCGGAUGGCGUCUCGCAAAUCGAGGACUUUGGCAUUGAUGCCUCCAUGCUGCCGAAUGAGCUUCUGAAGGUAGUGGAGCAGUUGGGCAUGCAUCAGCUGAUCCCUGGAGUGAAGCUGCCGGCCGCGGACACGUAUCGGGGGCCGGUUUCAAUGCUCCGCCGGGCCUUUGAGGCGACCGAGAGCUUGGGCUCCCUCACCGUGGUUCUGGCCGUCAUGGACAAUAGCACUCGCAUACACGGCAAGCUGCAUCCCAUGAUAGCGAUCAUCACCAUAGGCGACUGCGAGCUGAUCGUGCUUCGGAGAGUGAAGGGAGCCCGAAUGCCCCUUGAGAUCGUGUGCCACACUGAGAUGCAGAGGAUCGACGGCCAUGCCCAGACUCCUCUGCAGCUGGCUAGAGUGGAUGCGCGGAUCGACCCGAACUUCCACGAGGCACUCACCAUCGAAGUAAUCGAGAGGGGCAGUGCUGUGCAUUGUGUCUCAGCCUAUGAGGGUGACAUUGUCAUCAUGGGCAGCGAUGGCGUGUUCGACAACCUGUACCUGGAUGAGAUUAUGGAGCUGGCAAAUGGAAUGCUACCUCCAACCCAGGGACAUUUCUCUGAAAUGCAGAUGAAGGCAUUGGCGCAGCAGAUUGUGGAGGCAUGUCAUGCGAAAACGAGGCCUGGGCCAAACGGGCAGCUACGGGAAGCCCCCAUUGGUCGAGGAGGCAAGAAGGACGACACGUCCUGCGUAGUGGCAGAGGUCGUGGAGUGGACCAAGGAGCACGCCAAAAUCUGGUCCACUCCUGAUGACGCCUUUGGGUGGACAUCCAUGUUCAACAACUUCCUCCCCCUCAACUUAAACGGCUGCUGUGUGGCCACCUAUGAGUCCGAUGACGAGGUAGACUUUCGGACACCAACAAACAAGAGGCCCAGUGCGGCUAGCCGCUUCCAGAACGAUAUGCCAGCCAUGCCAAGCAGCGGGGUUCAGAAUGGACAGAUGAAUGGACAGAUGAACGGCCAGCAGAGAACCAACGGCAUGAGCAUGCCAAAUUCAGUACCCAGCUCAGCCCCGGCUUCUGCAACCAACUACCCCUACCAACCAGCACAAACUGUACUCCCACAGAUGCACCAAGCAACCCAAGCCCAGACAGCGCAACAGGCGCAGAUGCAGCAAAUGCAGAUGCAGCAGCUUCAGCAACAGCAGCAUCAGCAGCAACAGCAGCAACAGCAACAGCAGCAACAGCAGAUGCCAAUGCAAUAUCCCUCCAUGAACCCAUACCCAGCGUAUGCCGCCAACCCCUAUGCUCAACAAUCGCUGUAUGCCAGCGGCCAAGCAGCCAACGCGGGUUACGGCUACGGUGGAGGUGGCUACACAGGCGUUGCAACGAAUCCCGUCUAUGGCAGCUAUGGUGGCUGUGGUGCUUACGGCCGUUACAGCUGA
Messenger RNA from Symbiodinium pilosum, 1737 nucleotides. The record is from the annotation of a GenBank genome assembly. NCBI's taxonomy places the organism in Eukaryota, Dinophyceae, Suessiales, Symbiodiniaceae.